CAUUUGGAUGAACAGAGAAUAUUUUCGUAUCAGAUACUAUAUUUGGUUAAUUUUGUAAUCAACUCCCGUUACUAGGAACCUCUUUAAUCGUAACCAAUAACUAUGUAACCAUCACUAAGAUUAUAUUAAAUGUAACCUAAAAUUACGAACUAUAGGCACAAUGUUAUCCUAACAUCAGAACUUUUUUCUAAGUAUAGUAACAUACCCACUUGACGAAGAACUUUGUCAAAGUUCUGUAAUCGUGAACACAGACCUUUAAGAAAACCGCAGGGUACAGAGACCUGCUUUGCCAACAGUCGUCAAACCCACCUCGCAAUUGACGGUCGAUUAAUCUCGAAGUGCCGCCAUCUUGGACUCGCGAUCUUCCUUUCGAUAAGAGACGUUCCUCUCUUCCUCUCUCUUUUCCUUGCUCUCUUUCUCCCUCUUCUUUUUCUAAUUCUUUCCUUCUUGACUAGUCCUGUCUCUCUUCUUCUUACAUAGGCGCGAGCGCUCCUUCCUUCUUCGUCGCGCUCGAACCUCGCAGCCAAUCAGAAGCCGACUUUCCGUAAGCGUGAGCGUUCCUCGUCGCUCAUUGGCCGAGAUCGUCUCGGUCCUCCCCCCACCACUUGCCAGCUCGGAAUAAGAACGUCGUAUAGUACUCCCGCCAGCUUCGAAAUUCAUCUCCACGUGAAAAUUGUCAGGCCGGGAUCGACAGUUUAACUACAACCGCGAACGUCGACUUGUCGGGGCUGUCGGCAAGCAAGAAACUCGAAUUAAUAAGAAACGAUGAAAUGAAGUUUCAUUCAUUUUCGCCAAAUUUGAAAUUUAUCUCCAUGUAAAAACUGCCAAGCCGUAAUCAACAGUUUAACUAAUAUCGCCUCGUCAAGGUUAUUGGCGCCCAAGAAAUUCCACUAAAGAAAAGAAACGAUGAAAUGAAGUUUCAUUUAUUUUCGCCAAAUAUGAAAUCCAUCUCCAUGUAAAAACUGCCAAGCCGUAAUCAACAGUUUAACUAAGAUCGCCUCGUCAAGGUUAUUGGCGUCCAAGAAAUUCAACUAAAGAGAAGAAACGAUGAAAUGAAGUUUCAUUUGUUUUCGCCAAAUUUUAUGUUCAUUUCAACGUGAAAAACUGCCAAGCCGGAAUCGAUAGUUUAAUCUAUGAUCGCCUUAUCGAGGCUGUCGGCGCCGAAGAAAUUCGACUAAAAAAAAAAAAGAGAUAAAAUGAAGUUUCAUCAAUACUCCCGCCAGAUUGAAAGUUCAUCUCUACGUGAAAAUUGUCAAGCCAGCACCGACAGUUGAACUACGAACGUCGUCUUAUCAAGGUUGACAUCCAUAAGACUCGUCAGCAAGAAAGGAAACGUUGAAACGAAGUUGCUUUAAAAAAAAAUUCACUGACGUCGUAGAUAUGCCGCGUUUUUUAUGACACUUGCCAGCGUGCAUAAUAAUCGCGAGGAAAGUGAGAUAACGAUUGACAGCAUCGAGAUAUUAUCCACGUCCAUUGUUGGGAAUUCAUUUUAACGAUGCUGAUAGAAAUAUAUAUUUGUAAAUGCUCGGCAAGAUGGCGUUCGGGGCAUGGAUUUUGUAAAUAGAGAUCCUUUGACGUGAAAUUUAAGAGUGACUUUUGACACACGGUUAAACGAUUACAACUGAGUGACGUUGAAUUAAGUCAAAUUGAACGGCAUAACAGUGAAUGGGACGUUAUAUUUGAAUCCACCCGAGUUCAAAUACGAUGUGCCGGGCAUGACUUCUGGGUAUGUCGUGUACUUUCACUGAAACACACGGAUGGGAUUCUUACGUUGGUAUUUGCGGGCCGUUUGGUCGUACACAAUUCACCAUAGGGGGUGAAAUGUGCAGCUGCCGGAUUCCAGGAGCCGAAGGACAUAAAUUCGCUUCUAUUCCAUUGCGUCAGUCCUUGGAGUGAGAAAGGUCCAGGAAGGCUGUGAGAAAAGUUCCUCUCUAAAAAGGACGAAAUCCCUUGAAAUAAGGGUACUUCCUCUAAAAGUGAUUCCUAAAGGUAAAGCCACUUCGGUGAGUUUCCUUUUUUUUUUUUUUUUUCUCAAAGUGGACUUCCCAGGAUUAAGAAAUAUUUUUCCCCGUGAUGACGGUGGGAGAAAAGCGAGGGUCUUCCGAAUUUGUGAUUUCUAACCGAUUGGCGUAAGGAUAAAAAGAAAAAAACAAACAUUGAAGAAAAGGAUUGUUCAUACAAAAUGUAUAAAAGAAACGGCGAGAUUUUGUAUCCGGGACAUCGGGUCAUUUUUUCAUGAAAUGGUUAAUGAUACGUCCUGGAGAGAUACGAAGGCAGCUAUAAUUCAAGGAACUACGUUUGAAGUUAACCCAUGGUGGUAAAUUUCAUGGUACACCUGGAAAAAAUUGUUAACGCAUUUGAUAAUAAAAACAAAAAAAAAACUUGAGAAGCUGGAGGGCGUGGCGCGACCUCGAGGAGCCGUUUAACAGGGUGUAAUAAAAUUAAAAUAUAACGAUUUGUUGUGAAAUUUAUAAAAAUUAAGAUUAGGUAAGGCUCGAUGCGAGCCUGGUGAAGUGAACUGUAACUGUUAAAAGGCACGGUCGACUGGCAAAAAACAAUUGUAUAAAAUCGGUCGACGAAGAAGCCGCGAAGCCGGGACGAAUCGGAACAUCCUCCUAGGGUCGAUCCGAUCGAAUCGAUCUGGUCAUCGAACGUCUCGUCGCUUCUUCGGUUCAGCGAAUGGACGUCAAUUAGCCUCGAUUAACUCGAUUCAAGUUGGAGCUCUGCAAGCGAUUAGUCUCCCUACGAUCGGUGUCAUACGCGGCAUACCGAGCCCAUCAGAAGAGACUUUAUGGUCGCAAAAUCCAAGUUACACAUUGCGCAGUUAAAUAAAAGAGAUCAUCAAAAAGAAGAUUCAUCCGUAAAGGUGCUCCCCCAAAUUCCAGGAUCUUUGGAAAAAUAUCGCCAGAUCCAGAAAUCGAUUUUCGCCGUAGUGAAUCGACCUCGUUGUGGAAUACUAGCAGAUGAAUGAGACCGUACGAUAUUCUACGUUUAAAGGACGUACAUUUAUAUUAAAUUGUCAUACGCGGCAUACCGAGCCCAUCAGAAGAGACUUUAUGGUCGCAAAAUCCAAGUUACACAUUGCGCAGUUAAAUAAAAGAGAUCAUUAAAAAGAAGAUUCAUCCGUAAAGGUGCUCUCCCAAAUUCCAGGAUCUCUGGAAAAAUAUCGCCAGAUCCAGAAAUCGAUUUUCGCCGUAGUGAAUUGACCUCGUGGAAUACUAGCAGAUGAACGAGACCAAGCCGAAUGAUCCAACGACGUCCUUACGUUUAAAGGACAGACACUCAUAUUAAAUAUAAACAAUUGAAAUCGAUCUAUAAGGAUUUUAUCAUUUUCAUUCAAUCAUUUGAAGUACUUGGAAGAGACAAUUGGCCAGGCUGUGGCUAUGUGUGGGGCUCGCAAUAUGAUAUAAGGAGCCAAAGGGGAAAAAAAAAAAGGCGAACGCGACCGAAGAGGCAAGCUCAACGAUAAUAUCUGAGUAUUGUCUCGGUAUCGCUCCCAAGUGGCGAGUUUCGAGCUUAGAGUGACCUCGAACUUGGCGUCGAGCUGUGGGGCCGAAGGAGUGGCUCUCUCCAUUCCCCUCGAAAAUGUCGUACACGCUCGCCGAGUUGGUGGAGUGCCGUCUGAAGCCCGAGGAGAAGUCCAGAAUGUACCCCUGCUUGAAGGCGAGGUGUGUCAUGAUGUCGGGAGAUUCGCCACCGCCUCUGCACGCUUCGACAUCUUUCUCAGCCUUGGAUGGUCCAGACGACUCCAGGGGUAAAAUAACGCCGCCAUUGGAUACGAGUCUCGACAAGCCGUCAACGGACACGGAGAUGGACGUGUCCAAGGAGGAAGUCCCGAUAAUUCAAACUACCGUGCCUGCGCCCGAGCCUCGACCUAAAAUCGAGAAGAACGGAUUCGACAGGGACAUGAUCGACGGCAAGAAGCCGGUCCACGACGUCGACGACGACUCCUGUCUGAUAAAGUGUGUCUACUUCACCCAGCAAUGCUGCGAGUGCAGGAUACUCUGAGAUAGCACGUCGUCUGCUAGAACUGACAUUCCGAGUGCGCAAGCGUGGGUCUGGUCGCGUUCCGCGAGUCACGUGACGCCGUCCGCCAUCUUGUCCGUUUACGAACUUAAAUGUCGACACGCUUCAGAGACACUGCGCACGUAAAUAUAAAUAUAUAUAUAUGUCCAUAUGUACCGCAUACAUGAUCAUUAAGAAUAUUAUUAAUAAAAUAAUAUUGCACGGUAGCUGUGAUCCACGUGGGUUUGUUCGGCGACGUGCCCGCGAUGACUCUCUUUUUAACCGCUUUAACGGUCGGAGUGGAAGUAUAGGUUAGAGCUGUGACAGCGAUGAAUUCAGAUGUCUGAAAAGGUGUGAAAAGUUAGGGGCAUUUAUGAGAGGUUAUCUCACGAGAAAGUAAUAAGUGAUAGCGAUAUUAUUCCGUUUGCUUAAUGCAUGAGAACUAAGGGGACGAGUGCAUGUUUUUCUACUAGGAUGGCAGGAGAAGGGUUAUAGACAACAUCGCUUAAGGUAUACAUAGUCAUGCGAGGUAAAUUCGAAUUAGAGUUUUUACGAAAUCAUAGGGUACGUCUGAAUUCAUUGACUCAGGUUAUGUUUAAGGAGUAUGUCAUAGGGAGGUUUAGUAGACACAUUAGUGUACAGUCAAGACUUUGCCCCGAAACGUAGAGCGAGGCACGUAACCUUGUGACUUGGAAUCGACAUUUGCAUUUGAUUUUCCUUUAAGAAGAUAGUUAAGUCACUUAGACUGACUCCGAGGUGAUAUUGAAUAGUGCGUGCAGUAGAACUACGUUUACUAAUUUUGUCAAGAAGUUUAUUGUAUAGUUUGGAAUGAAAAUUAUUCGUAACGAUGACUUUGAGUGCUUCGCUCUGUGUAUGCGGUAUGCAUAGGUACAAUGAAUAAUGGCCUGUAGGUCAUAGUUAUUUUUACAGAUCGUUCAAUUACUCAUUCUCUACCUGCUUCUAAGUAUCCGUUUUGCUGAAAGUUGAUUUCUCUUUUUUUUUUUUUUUUUAAGGAGUAUUAAUACUUUUGUUGUUUAUCACAUUUCCUGAAUCUCAAUUGAUACGUUUAGUAUUAAUGCAUCUUACUAAUAUAGGAGCGAAAACAAAUAGUAAUGCAUGUUGGAACGAUUGAAAUAUUAAGUCCGAAUUGUGCAGCGACGUGAAACGAAAGAGAUGUAUUUUAGCAAUAAUGCGUAACUAACAUUACUACGUUCUUGUAAUUCCUGCCAGCAGUAGAUGGAAGUAAUAUAUAUUCUAAAAUAGGAUCGCAACGUAAGGCCUUACAUUUUAUUUUAUACAGGCCAUGUAAAGUGACCGUGCCUUAAGAGAAAUGACAAUCGCGAUUUAUCAAUGUAGCCACGACUUGACGUCGAAUUUGAGUGACAAAUUUAUUCCUGGCAGUGCUCAACGAUAACUACAUCCAUGUGUACAUAUGUAAGAGACGUUUUUAGAAAAAGGACACAAAAACCGAUGCUACGUUACACGUAUUUACAUAAGUAACAGAUUUAUUACAAAGGAAAGUAUGCGUGUAUAUAAUCAAAAUUCCAUUUAGCGGUUCGGACUUAAACGUUAUAAGUGAGUGGAAGUUGUGAAAUUGAUCGUCAAAGGACUAUUUAAUUGAAGUGCAAUUUAUUUUACAACAUUGCCUGCCCGUUUGUCAAGUAAUAUCACGCAUUUAAUACACACUCCUUGGGACACGGCAACAGUUAUACACAUUGCCUCAUUAUGAAUUACGAUAACAUUACAAAUGCAUUGAUCUGCUGCAAGUAACGAAGACUAAUAUCGCCAAAAUAUUAACUAUCACCCGUCGAACUGGGAGCCGUGUCACAAGCGAAAAGAAUUACAAAUCAAUCGUUAUUUACAAAUAAAACGAAUAAAAA
Orussus abietinus is the source of this 5885-nucleotide messenger RNA. RefSeq lists its product as uncharacterized. The coding region runs from base 3586 to 4008 and encodes 140 amino acids. The transcript is spliced from 2 exons. Lineage: Eukaryota; Metazoa; Arthropoda; Insecta; Hymenoptera; Orussidae. The record is from RefSeq and is a predicted model, not a curated record.